This is a messenger RNA of Cyprinodon tularosa, 5454 nucleotides long. RefSeq names its product kinesin family member 1C (gene kif1ca). The record is from RefSeq and is a predicted model, not a curated record. The coding region runs from base 51 to 3773 and encodes 1240 amino acids. NCBI's taxonomy places the organism in Eukaryota, Metazoa, Chordata, Actinopteri, Cyprinodontiformes, Cyprinodontidae. Gene Ontology annotation, biological process: microtubule-based movement. The transcript has 28 exons. Gene Ontology annotation, molecular function: ATP binding; microtubule binding; microtubule motor activity.
GGCGUCCACGAGACUGGUCCCGGUAGAGGAGAGGUGGGCGGAGCUAAAAGAUGGCGGGUGCAUCCGUGAAGGUGGCGGUGCGAGUCCGGCCGUUCAACUCCAGGGAGCUGGGCCGCAACGCCAAGUGUGUGAUCCAGAUGCAGGGAAACAGCACCUGCAUAUCAAACCCCAAACAGCCCAAAGAUGGAGCCAAGAACUUCACAUUCGACUACUCCUACUGGUCACACACAACGCCAGAUGAUCAGAACUUUGCCUCUCAGAGGCAAGUCUACAAAGACAUCGGAGAGGAGAUGCUGCUGCACGCCUUUGAAGGAUACAAUGUUUGCAUAUUUGCUUAUGGUCAGACUGGAGCAGGAAAAAGCUACACCAUGAUGGGAAGACAGGAGCCUGGACAGGAAGGGAUCAUCCCACAGCUGUGUGAGGACCUGUUCCAGAGGACAGGAGAGAACACAGACCCAGACCUGAACUACUCAGUGGAGGUGUCCUACAUGGAGAUCUACUGUGAGCGGGUUCGGGAUCUUCUCAACCCAACAUCACAGGGUUCUCUACGGGUGCGGGAACAUCCCAUCCUCGGGCCCUACGUUGAGGACCUGUCCAAACUUGCUGUGACUGGAUUAACAGACAUCCGGGAGCUAAUGGACGAAGGCAACAAAGCCAGGACGGUUGCAGCUACAAACAUGAACGAGACGUCGUCCAGAUCGCAUGCUGUCUUCACCAUUGUCUUCACCCAGAAACGGAGAGAUCAGAUGACCAGCCUGGACACCGAGAAGGUCAGUAAGAUCAGUCUGGUGGACCUGGCUGGGAGCGAGCGGGCAGACUCUUCAGGGGCAAAGGGCACCCGACUCAAGGAAGGAGCAAACAUCAACAAAUCCCUGACCACAUUAGGAAAAGUGAUCUCAGCGUUGGCUGAAAUGCAAAGCAACAAGAAGAGGAAAAGUGACUUUAUUCCCUACAGAGACUCGGUUCUUACCUGGCUGCUGAAGGAGAACCUGGGAGGAAACUCUCGGACGGCCAUGAUCGCUGCUCUAAGUCCUGCUGACAUCAACUAUGAGGAAACCCUGAGUACCCUGAGGUACGCCGACCGGGCCAAGCAGAUCCGCUGCAACGCCGUGAUCAACGAGGAUCCCAACGCCAAACUCAUCCGAGAGCUGAAGUCCGAGGUGGACCGACUGAGGAACCUGCUCUUCUCCCAGGGUCUGCAGGAGCUGCUGGAUAACACCGUCAACAACAACAUCCCCGGGGGGCCCACAGGUGCAGCCCCCGCCCCUCUGCAGCUCACCCCCACAGCCAAUGGGGUUUCACCUAAAGAAGACUCCGCCCCUGCAGAGGCUGAAGCUUGUCCUGCAGGAGACGCACCAGCUGACCCUGCCCACCUCACCCAGAACGGAGAGGAUGCUGAGGAGGCGGUCGCUACGGAAACCAUCAGCAAAGAGGAGGUCGCCGAGAGGCUGGUGGAAACGGAGAAAAUCAUCGCCGAGCUGAACGAGACGUGGGAGGAGAAGCUGAGGAAGACCGAGUCCAUCCGUCUGGAGCGAGAGUCGCUGCUGGCAGAGAUGGGCGUGUCCAUAAAGGAAGAUGGAGGAACUCUGGGAGUUUUCUCCCCUAAAGGAACGCCCCACCUGGUGAACCUGAACGAAGACCCUCUAAUGUCCGAGUGUCUCCUCUACUACAUCAAGGAGGGCAUCACCAGGGUUGGACAGCAGGACGUGGACAUCAAACUUUCAGGUCAAUUCAUCAAAGAGAUCCACUGCGUCUUUGUCUGUGAGACCAACGAGCAGGGAGAAGUGGAGGUCACCCUGGAGCCGCUGCCUGGAGCUGAGACCUACGUGAACGGGAAGCAGAUCGAGGAGGCCGUCAUCCUGAAGCAAGGUAACCGCAUCGUGAUGGGGAAGAACCACGUGUUCCGGUUCAACCACCCGGAGCAGGCCAGGCUGGCGCGGGAGCGCAGCGCCACGGCGGAGCAGCAGGGGGAGCCGGAGGACUGGAACUACGCCCAGAAGGAGCUGCUGGAGAAGCAAGGAAUCGACAUCAAGCUGGAGAUGGAGAAGAGGCUGCAGGAUGUGGAGACGCAGUACCGGAAGGAGAAGGAGGAGGCCGACCUCCUGCUGGAGCAGCACCGGCUGUACGCAGACAGCGACAGCGGAGACGACUCCGACAAACGGUCCUGUGAAGAGAGCUGGAGGCUGAUCUCCUCCCUGAGGGAGAAACUUCCUGCCAACAAGGUGCAGACCAUCGUGAAGCGCUGCGGCCUCCCCAGCAGCGGGAAGAGGAGGGAGCCGCUGCGGGUCUACCAGAUCCCCCAGAGGAGGAGGAUCAGCAAAGACCCCAAACGGGUCACCAUGGAGGACCUGAGGAUGCAGGCCGUCAAGGAGAUCUGCUACGAGGUGGCGCUGGGAGACUUCCGUCAUUCCCGACAGGAGAUCGAGGCGCUGUCCAUCGUCAAGAUGAAGGAGCUCUGCCGCAUGUACGCCAAGAAGGACGCCAACGAGAAGGACAGCUGGAGGGCCGUGGCCCAGGACGUCUGCGACACGGUGGGCAUUGGAGAGGAGAGGAGCCCCCCCGCAGAGGAGGGCGGCGGAGGAGGAGGGGAGGUGGUGGAAGGAGGACAGAAGGGGAAGGUGUACGACCUGAAGGCUCACAUCGACAAGCUGACGGACAUCCUGGAGGAGGUGAAGCUGCAGAACAACAUGAAGGACGAGGAGAUCAAAGCUCUGAGGGACAGGAUGAUCAAGAUGGAGAGCGUCAUUCCUGUUCAGGAUGACGACAUGAACGGGGAAGGGGGCGAGUCCCCACAGAGGGAGGGAGGAGGCGGUGGCCUGGAAGAGAGCAGCGACCCUCCGGAGGUCAGGGUGCAGCGACUCAUGGAGGAGGACCCAGCCUUCAGGAGAGGGCGCCUCCGCUGGCUGAAACAGGAACAGCAGCGAAUCCAGAACCUUCAGAAGCAGAACAUCACCAAGAAACUAAGAGGACAGAACCAGAACCCAGGUCAGAACGGCCCCACCGUCCCCCUCCACCUCCCUGGGACCGGCCGCUUCAUCCCUCCCCAGGAGUGCAAACUGAAGUUUCCCUUCAAGAGUAACCCCGCCCACCGGUUGUCAUGGGGACCCACCAGCGAGGCCCUGCAGGCCCUCGGAUUGGCGGGGGAGGGGGGAGGAGACGAAGAGGGCGUGGAGCAGGAAAACGGGGGAGGCUUUCCCCCUCCUCAGGGACCGCCUCCCCCCCUCCUGCCCCUCCCAUUCCCUGCCACGCCGCCACGCAUGCGGACACCCAGCCCUCAUCGCGCUUGGCAACAACGUAACCAAGGCAACCAGGGUGGCUUCCCCCACAACCAGCAGGGCAACAACCAAAACUACCACAGGCGUCAGCGCCGCAACUCCCUGGACAGCUCCUCCCACAACAGCGACCCGCAGCAGGGCGGGGGGGGCAACGGCGGUCACCAGGGGCGACCCAGACAAAGGAGGGGGGUGUCCCCCGGUGGGGGCGGCGACCGGGGAGGGAGGGGUGGAGGGAGCAGAGACAGAGAAGGAGGCUUCUACUAUAAUCAGCGCCAGAACCAUCAGUUCCACCCCCACCCCUACUACAACACCCACAAUGCACCAUUCCAGCCUCACCCCAGCUACCACAGCCUGCCGCGCUCCGGGCCCCUCCCCCUGGUCCCAGACAUGCUCCUGGGGGUGGGGCCCCCGCCUGCUGGUUGGGGCUUCACCACGCCGCCCAGGAUGAGGCGGCAGUUCAGCGCCCCGGACCUGAAGAACAAGGAGAACGUCAUGUGACGCGGAGGCCUCUGAUUGGCUGCUGGACACGGGGGGAUCCUCAUGCUGUGUGUGAGUGUGUGUAUGCGUGUGUGUUUCAGCACUUUUUCAGAAGGAAGCGGAGCGGCGAGCCGCGUCGUCUGACCUGCUGCGUGUUCGACUUCAGCCUCCAAGUUUCUUCUCAGACGUUUUCAUCCCGGAUGUUUGAUGAGCUGCUGCCGCAGAGUCCGCAGGCCAAGAUGAUUCAUCAACAGAAAAAACGCUCCUUCAGAUGAGAGCUUAACCGCACUAAUGGGAGCUUAACGCUGUCAUCCAAUCAGAAAACAGGUUUUUAACAUCAUCAUCGUUUUAGUUUUAAUCCUUUUUAAAAAGCGACUCUGCUUCUCAUUAAUGAACAGUGAACAUUUCGGCCCGGAGGCUGAUAUUUCCCGCUUCACCUGAACUCUGCAUAGCCAACGGCUACAAACCAAAGAAUCCGCUCUGUAGCGCCUCCUGUUGGUGCCUGCAGGGCGUGACCUCAUCCAUUAGGAGUGUUUGAUGUUUUCUCGUGGGGAAACGUUUGGUGGAGCUCGAUGGGUUUAAAGAACUGUGUGUAUAUCUGAAGUUUAUCUGUUUUUAUUUUAACGGAGAUGAUAAAAUGAGCUGACGGUGCGUUCAAUGUCACCAGCAAUCAUGGGGAAAAUGAGAGUAAGAAUGACGGGAGGCAUAAAGGAAGGAGGAAUCCAGUGAAUGUAGGGUUGGUUGGAGGGAAUUCUGGGAGAUGUAGUGAGAUACAGAAGGCAGCGAAGGUGUGAUAAAUGUGUUACUGAGCUGUGAGGGAGGGGUCCACUCAGAGCAAAGCAUUCUGGGAGAGGACGGCGGGAGCAUCGGACUGUUGGGUGACUUUAGGAAAUGUUUUUUUUUUAAGGAGACGGUUGAACUAACCAAUAGGAGCGAGCAGAUGUUCUGAAAGGUCCAGAGAACAUCUGGUUUCUGCCGUGGAAUCAACCAAUCCAAGGACAAUCCUUAAAAUCCGCUCGUACCGCCGGGUUUGAUGGGAAACGUAGUUUCCUCUGCCUUCAUGCUUUCAAAUAGUUUUUGUUUUGGGUUAUUUUUAUUUUCCAGUUUGAGCCCCUGAUUGGCUGUUAUAUUUUUCUUCCUUUGCUGUUUGUGCAGAAUAUUUUAGCCCCUCCCACAUCCUCUCCCAUUGGGCGAUGACAUCAUCUCCCAUCUCUUGUUAUGAUGAUUUUGAAGCUAAAAGUGUCCUUACUGAGGUUUGGUUGUUUUGGAUGCUGCUAAAGGAGCUCCGCUGCUGCCGUCUCCCCCCCCCCGUGUGUGUGGAUGUGACGGAGGUGUGUGAGUUUCUGGAUUCAUUUAGGGUCAUACUUUUAUUAUAAGUUGUUGUUUUUUGUUUGUUUCUUAUAAAGCUGAUUAUUACUAUCUGUUCUGUUUGGUUCUGUUGUUUGGGAGUUUUGGGACUGAGGAGGGGAUCCUGAAUCCAGAACAUUUUUUAAAUUCCUCUCAGAAAGUCCCGCCCCCCUCACCUUAACUUUGCACCAAUCACAUCCUUUGAAUCGAUGACAUCACAGAAGGACUUCAGGAUGUUGGGCUGCAGCUCCUCGGUGUUUCCUGUCUGUCUUGGGUUGUUGUUGUAUCAGGAACCAAUCUCAGGCUCUGUCUGCAGACACCAUGAUGGCAAUAAAAUGUCAAGAAUCAGAACAAA